CCUUCCUGGCGCCAGAGAGCAGAAAGAGAAGCAAGAGGCCUCCAUCCGCCAGCCCUCCUCCCACCACACCACACAUCCCUUACGGCUACAAACACAGUCAGUCCCUCGCUUUCCCUUUCCACGAUGCAGACAGUCAGUAUCGCCCUUGCAAUGGUCGCAUCCGUUGCCGCCCAGAAGUACUCGAGUGUCCAGACCGGGGCCCAGGUCGCCUUCGCCGGAGACGAUUUCGGUACUUUUGGCGCUUCCGUCUUGACGGCCCUCCCUGCAGCCAACAACGAUGAAGGAGGCAAGUGGUACCUCAAUUACUACAACUUUGGCCGAUCCUUCCAAGACACCAGGCAGAUCUUGGCGUACUACCCAUCUGCGCAGUUGUCUGGUGGUAACACCUGUGUCGGUAUCAUUCAGGGUAUCGCGGGUGGUAACAAGGGUGACACGCCCAACGGCGAGAAUGGCGGUUGUGAUGCCAUCUGGGGUAACGGAUGUAGCUACCACAUCCUCCAGGCCAUCCAGGCAGGUUGCAACGGCACCAUGUUCUCAGGCCUCCCUGAGAUCUGUGGCACCCUCAACGUUGAAGUGAAACAAGUCAACCAAGCUUCCUUCACCCCUGCCAACCCAGCAGUCUGGCUUACUUGGGAUUACUCCACCGCCAACUCCAACAGCUCGUUGGUUCGUGAAGCGCGUGAGUUGACCUACCCUGUCUUUGCACGGACAGAGGAUGGUAAGGCCAACUUGGCUUGUUUGCGUGUUGCUGGCGCUGGCUCCACCAUUCGGGCUUCUUUCUUGUCGGUCGCCGCUGUGGCCUCUGCUGCUGCAUACAUGUUGCUUUAAGCAAUAGUUGGGUGACUUUUGUCAAGAUUCAAGUCAUGCCGACACAGUCGCACACACACGAGGCUCAUGGGAGAUGAUUGAGUACGGGGAGGGCAGUAGACGCACGCAGGGAACGUCCCUGCUUAUUAGUAGAUGCAGUAAUAAUAGCUACAAGCUUUAUCUCAAGUCUGUUUUCUGUCUCAAGCACGCCAUGUCUGUCGUGUUGAGCUUCACCUUCUACGCUGUAGACUCCACUUUGUUUGCUGAUAUGAUAUCAGAUGGCAUUGGGUGGCAACUUUAAUCGUUGACUCCGAGUGGUACGUGUAUACCAGAAGCAAAAGACGGACUGCCACUGGCGGUUGAGAACUGAAUCUCUUUGCGCAUUGACCGUGCCAAUGGCAUUUCGACAUUGGCCCCAACAUA
This is a messenger RNA of Protomyces lactucae-debilis, 1230 nucleotides long. RefSeq lists its product as uncharacterized. The transcript is spliced from 2 exons. The record is from RefSeq and is a predicted model, not a curated record. NCBI's taxonomy places the organism in Eukaryota, Fungi, Ascomycota, Taphrinomycetes, Taphrinales, Protomycetaceae. Bases 124 to 828 code for a protein of 234 amino acids.